This is a messenger RNA of Melospiza georgiana, 1440 nucleotides long. Its product is annotated as stromelysin-1-like. Gene Ontology annotation, biological process: proteolysis; collagen catabolic process; extracellular matrix organization. The transcript is spliced from 10 exons. The record is from RefSeq and is a predicted model, not a curated record. Gene Ontology annotation, molecular function: metalloendopeptidase activity; zinc ion binding. Gene Ontology annotation, cellular component: extracellular matrix. Lineage: Eukaryota; Metazoa; Chordata; Aves; Passeriformes; Passerellidae. The coding region runs from base 1 to 1440 and encodes 479 amino acids.
AUGACAGUGGGAAAUCUCCCAUUUCUCCUGUUAUUCUGUGCAGCACUUUCUUCUGCUUUUCCUGCAAGUACAAGGCAGACAAAGGAAGAAGGCAUGCAGCUCAUCCAGAAGUAUCUGGAAAAUUACUAUGGCUUUAAGAAAGAUGGAGAACCUUUUGUUUGGAAAAGCAAUAAUGCAAUGACCCAAAAACUAAAAGAAAUGCAGGAAUUCUUUGGGCUGGAGGUGACAGGGAAACUGGAUUCUGGCACUAUGGACUUGAUACAGAAACGCCGCUGUGGAUUCCCUGACGUAGCUGGGUUCUCCACCUUUGCAGGAGAGCCAAAAUGGACAAAACAUGUCCUGACAUACAGGAUAGUAAACUACACACCAGACCUGCGUCCAGCAGAUGUCAACGCAGCGAUCAGGAAAGCGUUUCGUGUCUGGAGCAGUGUGACCCCGCUGAGAUUCAUCCAGAAAGACAGUGGUGAUGCAGACAUAAUGGUCUCCUUUGCAGCCAGAGAUCACAAUGACUUCAUCCCCUUUGAUGGCCCAGGAGGCUCCCUGGCCCAUGCCUAUGCACCUGGCAAGGACUUCGGUGGAGAUGCUCACUUCGAUGAGGAUGAAACGUGGACCAAAAGCACACAGGGCACAAACCUGUUUUAUGUUGCUGCCCAUGAGUUUGGCCAUUCACUGGGACUUUCCCAUUCCAAAGACCCCAAUGCUCUGAUGUAUCCAGUUUACAGGAAAUUUGACCCUUCAGUACUCCUUCUUCAUCAGGAUGAUAUUACUGGCAUACAGUACCUCUAUGGACCAUCUCCCAAUACAAACAAUGAUCAAACAGAAUCUACUGAGAUAAAAGACCCAACUGAGUCAAAAGAUCCUGCACUGCCAAACAGCUGCAGCUCCAAUUUGACAUUUGAUGCUGUCACCACUUUCCGUGGAGAAAUAAUGUUCUUUAAAGACAAGCAUAUUUGGCGCAAACAUCCAGCAGUCAGAACAGCUGAUUUUGAGUUGAUAUCUUCACUCUGGCCACGGCUGCCACCUGGUGUUGAUGCUGCAUAUGAAAUUCCUGAAAAAGAUGAAAUGGUCAUUUUUAAAGGGAAAGAAUUCUGGGUUGUGAGAGGAGAUACCAUACUUCCUGGAUACCCUCAAAAACUCUACACCCUGGGCUUUUCAAAGGAUGUUUCCAAAAUUGAUGCUGCUUUUCAUAAUGGAAUUGAGGGGAAAACAUAUUACUUCAUAGCAGACAAAUUUUGGAGUUAUGAUGAAAGAAGUCAGUCUAUGGAUAGGAAGCCAUUACUGAUAAGAGAUGCCUUUCCAGGAAUUAAUGGGAAGAUUGAUGCUGUUUUUCGACAUGAAAACUUCCUUUAUUUCUUCAGUGGAAGAAAGCAAUUUGAGUUUGACCUUAAUAAGAAGAGAGUUACACGCCUCCUGAAGACAAACUUUUGGUUUCCAUGCUAA